Messenger RNA from Larimichthys crocea (large yellow croaker), 1528 nucleotides. It is a transcript of the gene sla2a, whose product is annotated as Src like adaptor 2a. The coding region runs from base 316 to 1086 and encodes 256 amino acids. The record is from RefSeq and is a predicted model, not a curated record. Gene Ontology annotation, molecular function: protein binding. The transcript is spliced from 8 exons. NCBI's taxonomy places the organism in Eukaryota, Metazoa, Chordata, Actinopteri, Sciaenidae.
UCUUCAGUCAGCCCCCAUCUAUAAACAGCUGCGAAAACACAGCAGUGUUCAUGGGAACUGAGCAGAGGAGGGAACACAGUCAUUCUGAUUGAUCAGCAGACCUCAGUGGGAACCCGAGCUAAGACAUAUACAACAGGCACCCAUUUGUAUGUGUGUGAGCGGAAGGCAGAGGAGGACUUUUUAUCACGAAGCUCUGGAGUUUACCCAUCAGUCAUAGAAGGAUCUGGAUCACUAUUUGUGCAGCAUAUCAUCACUGGGCAAACAUCGUAAAAGAAACUUCAAGGAUCCAUUUCAAAUCAGCGAGCGGCCAAAAACAUGGGGAUGUGCCCCAUCAGAUGCCAAUCCAACCUGGCAAUGCUUGAAAAUCCACCUGAACCUGUAACACCAGUCCCCCAGGACAGCGUGAUUGUGUCUCUCUAUAACUACCCGUCCUAUGGGCGCACAGAAUUGACCAUGUGCAUUGGAGAACUACUCACCAUCCUAUCAGAUGACGGCGAUUUUAUGAUAGUGAGGUCCACGUCCACAGGACGUGAGAGCUAUGUUCCCACCAACUACACGGCUAAGGUGACACAUAGGUGGCUGUUCACAGGCAUCAGCAGGUACAAAGCAAUGGAGCUGCUCAUGCAGCCGAGUAACCCAAAUGGAGCCUUCUUGAUCCGAGAGUCAGAGACAAACAGAGAUUGUUACUCGCUGUCUGUCCUGAGGAGGACCAACCCUUCAUACAUGGACUCUGUAAAGCACUACCGCGUCUCUCAACUUGAAAAUGGCUGGGUGUACAUAACUCCAGGACUCACCUUCCCCUCCCUGCAUCACCUGGUGGAACACUACUCAGAGUCUGCACAUGGAUUGUGCUGUCGGCUGACAGAGCCUUGCUACAUCCAAGGUUUCAACAACCCUAGAGAGGCCGCACCUAUACCCACAACUGUCAGGAGGCCUACGUUAAACUGGAAGGACAUUAGCAGGUCAGCGAUUUUCAGGAAGAAGAGAACAGAGUCAGACAACUCUCUGGUGAGCGAGGGGCUGAGGGAGGCCAUCGCCUCCUAUCUCCAAAUGACAGAGGGCGACAAUCACAGCUGGGACACUUGAGGAAAGACAGUGGAUCAGUCUGCGAGAAUAAAGUCGGACAGAUAAGAGUACAGUCAGAUACUGUCCUGUCUCACCUGCAGGAUGGGCAAGCCAUAAGAAAAGGUCAUUUGGACGCCCAGAUGUAGUCUAUGUACACUGCCCUGGAGCAGGAGGAGGGCUGAGACACUAUGAUGUUUGCAGUUGUGACAUAUUGCAUGUCAACAAGACGACUGGUUUUUGUGUCCAAAGAGACAUGCAGUGGAGGCGUGAGCUGAAUGUCAGUGAGAAAUUUCAUGUGGUCUCACAUGUUGAAUGUUUCUCUUAAUUUAUAACUUAACACGUACAUGCUGCAAUGAAUUAUAUUGUAAUAUGAUUGUUGUCAUGGUUAUAUUAUUGGAAUCCAAUAAAAUAUAUGAGUCAUGUGAUAAAUAAACACAUACAAAUAUAACCACCUAAACUUCAA